AUGCUUAAUUGUUUAAAGCACAAGACAAGGGGAGAAUGGAUAAGAGAAUUGACAACCAUGAGCCUGUUUGGUCAUCUUCCUCCUCCACUCUCCAAACCAUUUUCAACCUUUCCUCCUCACAUUCAAAUCCCACAAAAUUCCAACCCAAAACCCAUUCUCCUAUCCAGGUUUGUAGUGUCUUUAGCCCUCACCGUAUCCUUAAACGCUCCACUACCUUCCUCCGCCAUCCCUUCUCUCAAUUCUAAGCAGCUCCCUUUCACCACCACUCCUUUCUCUGAAUCCAAGUUCUUGCAGACUGGGCUUGAAGAUGGGAAAAUUAGGCCUUGCCCAUCAACCAAUCCCGGUUGUGUGUCUACAAAUGCGAAAUCAUCAUCUUAUGCUUUCCCAUGGACGAUUCCUGAGAAUGCUAUAGGGAAUGCAGUUCAGAGAUUGCAAGAAGCAAUCCUGGAAACACAGAAGAAUGCCAAGAUUCAAGUGGUUGAAGGUACCCCAAAUGGACAAUAUCUACAAGCUGAGGUUGAUGGAGGGUUUGGGCAGGAUGUGCUUGAGUUUAUGGUUAAAGGAGAUGCAGUUACUUACAGGGCUAUGGCCACAAAAGUAACUUAUGUUUAUCCCUUCACAACAGCAAUAGGGGAUUCAAAAGGGCAACAAGAGAGAAUGAAGAAGAUCGUGGACUAUUUAGGAUCUAUUCCUUCCUAACUUUCAACCUCAACUCAAUGGUUUACUUCAAGGUCUUCAAAGAAGAAUGUUAUAUUUCUAUUUCAUUUUGCAAUUAAGGAGUGUCACCUCAACUACCUUGUUAAUGGACAUAGUUGAUAAUCAUUUUAGAUGCUACUUUGUUUAUUUUUCAUGGUGAAAUUCUUUCAUGAUAAAUCCAUCUUUGUAAA
This is a messenger RNA of Rubroshorea leprosula, 887 nucleotides long. NCBI's taxonomy places the organism in Eukaryota, Viridiplantae, Streptophyta, Magnoliopsida, Malvales, Dipterocarpaceae. The record is from the annotation of a GenBank genome assembly.